This is a messenger RNA of Zootoca vivipara (common lizard), 5678 nucleotides long. The record is from RefSeq and is a predicted model, not a curated record. NCBI's taxonomy places the organism in Eukaryota, Metazoa, Chordata, Lepidosauria, Squamata, Lacertidae.
GACAGGAAAGGGGAUCCCGUCCUGCCUUAAAUGAUCGACUCUGCAAGGGGCUGCCUGGGCUUCCCAUGCAUUUUAUUUUGCACGGCUUGGGGGGAGCGGCUGUCUCCGUGGGGGAGCCUUGCUGCAGCCCGGGGACUGGCCUUGUUUUACGCAGAGGCAAAUGACAACACAAGCCGGCUUCACUGGAAUGUUUGUGAGCCAAGAUUCUCAGCAUAUUUCUCUUUGCCCAAAGACACUGCAAGAUGGCGCUGGACUCCAAAACAGGUUGUGCUUCCAUGACUGAGAGUGAGGAGAUUUCUUUACACCUCGAGCUCUCCGGACCCGGAGCCUUACCUGACAGAACCAAAGAGAGCAUUUCCACAUCUCAUGUGCAGGAAGAAGCAUCUGUAGAUCUCGCAGGUAACCCCAUGGAUCAGAGGAGGAGUGUAUCCCAAGAGGGACUCUCGGCAGAUGUCGGUGAAUCGGAAAAUGUGCAGGCACUUGGGAAGGCUGGCAGACGCAAGCUGCGCAUCGGGGAAAGUGCAGAGCCUGUCUCCCAUCGCCUUAGACGUCAAAGAAUCUACAAAGCAGAGAAAACCCGCAGUUGCACGCACUGCGGGAAGCACUUUGGCUGGAGAGUGAACCUAUUGGGAGAGAAAACCCAGGCAAGAGUGACAUGCUCAAGCUGCGGGGAGCUGAUGAGUCAGAGCACGCAGCUCCCAGUGACCAGGAAAAUGCGUAAGAGGGAGAAAGCGCAUCAAUGCACUGCCUGCAAGCAGGUCUUUGCGGGGAGCUCAGAACUGGCUGUGCAUAAGAAAGUCCACAAAGCAGAAAAGCCGUACAAGUGCCUGGAUUGCGAGAAGCGUUUUUGCUCCAAGGCAAACAUGCUCAGGCACCACCAAAUCCAUACCGGACAGAAACCGCAUCAGUGCUUAGUUUGCGGGAACACCUUCCGGCAGCAGGAGCAGCUGAUUGCGCACGAGAGAACACACACAGGCGAGACACCCUUCCACUGUGUGGUGUGCGGGAAAGACUUCAACAGGAAGUCGGUCUUCCUGACACAUCAGAGAAUCCACACGGGCGAGAGGCCAUACAAAUGCUCCUUCUGCAACAAGCGGUUCAUACGCAGGGCCUACCAUGCUAUCCACGAGAGAAUCCACGCCCGGGAGAAGCGGUACAAGUGCUCCGAAUGCGGGCAGAGCUUUAACUGGAAUUCGGAGUUCAUCGAGCACUUGAGGACCCACACGGGAGGGAAGCCCUACAAGUGCCUAGGCUGCGAGAAGCGUUUUGGCUGGCACUCGGACCUUAUCAGACACCAGAGAAUCCACACGGGCGAACGGCCCUACAAGUGCGCCCACUGCCGGAGGGGCUUCGUCCAGAGGGCGCAGCUCCUCUUGCACGAGAGGACCCACACCGGGGAGAGACCCUACAAGUGCUCCUACUGUGGGAAAAGCUUCAGCCGAAGCUCGGUCCUCAUCAGGCACCUCCUACUGCACACCGGGGAGAAGCCAUACAACUGCCUGGACUGCGGGAAGAGCUUCUGCGAGAGGGCCCAGCUCGUUUCCCACGAGGUGACGCACGCCGAGGAGAAGCCCUACAAGUGCGCGGACUGCGGGAAAAGCUUCAGCUGGAAGUCGGCCUUCACUCGGCACCGAAGGAUCCACACGGGAGAGAAACCCCACAAGUGUCCCGAUUGUGGGAAGAGCUUCAUUCGAACCACCCACCUUGCCACCCACCUAAGAACCCACGGGCGGGAGACAGACAGUGAUGCUUUAAUCGGGGAGGACAUUUUAAAUGAAGGUGGUGGCUUAGUGUAGAAUGAAGAAUCCCUGCAAGGAGCAGUGGCUGAGAUAGGGGGUUGCCAUGCCAACCUUGCCAGCCAGACUCCCAACUACCCGAUUUCGUACUGCUGUCUAGUCCAGGGAGUGGCAGCCACUGCCUGUCAGCUUCCUCCUCUUUAGUCUCAGUGUUUCCCUGGAAGAAUUCAGCAGGGAAGAUGGCAGGACAGAACUAGAAUUAAUCGGCUCUGCCUGACAUUGGCUCUCUGGCGCCACCUACCGUCAGGCUUCCUGUGUCCCGCCCCACCAGGCUAAACAGUCACCACCCACCACUGCAUACAGAGGGGUAACCAUCUCAACGUUUGAAGCUUUGGGCUGGCAUAGCAGAGCGCGACCCAAAAGCCCUCUGAACAAAUCAUACCUCAGCCGCGAGUUCGCUAGUUGGCCUUGGCCAAGCGCCCAGUUUUAAGAGCCUCGACUUCCCCUUCUAAACACCCGUGUAAAGAAUUCUGGGAACUGUAGUUUGUUAAGGGUGAUGAGAGACAUUAGGGGACACACCCACCCACCCCAGCCGCCUAUUCCGCUCACGGCGCUCACAAUUCCCAGACCGAUUUUCAUUCCUUCUUCCCAGGGAGUUGUAAAUGUAGCAUUCUGAGGGAGAAUAGAGGGGAUCUCCCAACACUCUUACAGUUCCUGGGGUUCUUUGGGAGAAGCCAUGGCUGUUUAAAGUGGUACCAUGCUGCUUUAAGUGUAUCUUGCAGGUGGGGCCGCACUGAGAUAAUAUCAGCGGUAUGCGCUUUGUAUGGCGAGGGAGAAUGAACCAGAGUUGGGGGCAGAGAAGUAUGGGAUGGCUGAGCUGGGGUAGCAUGGGGGAAAUUCGUCAGAGCCCCUCAAAGGAAACUCUGUGUGAAUCUUCAAGCCCAGAAGAGGAGCCAUCAUUGCUGUUACAGCAGACGGAGAUUCACAUCUAGUUCCCAAGAUUUGGUCCUAUGAGGCAAAGGCGCUAGUCCUCAACGUAAGAAUGUGAUGUAUACGCCUCACUGUUGUUAUUCUUUUGUUGGUGAUGUUCUUCUGUUUCCUUGUGUCCAAUGCAGUCUUUACUUCUCUUGAGCCCAUCUCUUACAUUGCUUGAUAAAGCUAGUUGGUUUAUCUCUAGUUCUUCUCUUUCUCACUCUGCCCCCUGUUAACAGGGCUGGGAUACAAAGAACAUGCAGGUUUUAUGCUAAAUGUCAUGGACGUGUGCUUGGAGUGUAUCUGACACACAGACAACUUUCUUCUUAGGAUCAGGACCAAGGAGAAUCUGCUGGUAUAUUUUUUAGUUGAACUCAUAUUUGCACAGCACUGAUUGGCCAGUCCUGAAUUGGCCAGUCCUUGUGUCAGUCCUGAAUUUUCAGAGUUGGGCUGUUGCACAGCAUUGACUGUCACUCAUGAAACAACGAACCCUCCCUUACUGGAACAGACUUAAAAUCUGCUCAUUUAAUCUGGGAGAAUUAUUAUUAUUAUUAUUCAAUCAAAACAUUUCCAGUCAACUGGUCUAACCAUUGGAUGAACUUAAUGUUGCAGCCCUAACUGAAACACACACAAACAUUAAAUAAAACAGACUACAUAUUAUUAAAAUGUUUUAAAACAAUCAAAAACAAAAGUGAUCUCUGCAGCAAGGCAAAUGGAUUACAGAAAUGUAACACAGUGGAUUAGCAAGUGAAUGUAGCAAGUGGAUUACAGAAAUGUAACACAGGCAGGAAUUCAACAGGUGCAGCAAUGGGUGUAAGCUUGCCCUUUUAAUUUCUGCAUACUGUGGUGCCCCUGUUAAGAGUUAGCUAGGGAUAUUAAUACUACCUGCCAGGUUUCAAUAUAAACUUCCUUGACUGUGGAGAAUCGGAACAAGAGAUUUGGUACAGCUUGACGUAUCUGAAAUGAGAGCUGAGCGAAAGGAGGCUCGUAAUGCCCACCUCAAAUAAGAGAUGAGCAUCAGAAUGCCAAAUUCUUCUCUGGCUGAGAUUUAAAAUCUGUGCCGGAGAAUAAUUUCAAGAUUAACUUGCCCUCCAGCUAUGCAACACACCCACCCACCCUGCAUGGCAGCUCUGAAGGGAAGGGAUGUAGCUCAAGGAAGGCCUGCUCUGGACGCAGAAAAUCCCAAGUUCAAACACAGGCAUCUCCAGUUUAGGUCUGGGAAGGAUUUCUGCUUGAAAACCUGGAGCACUGCUGCCAGUCAGUGUAGACCGUAUUGAGCUAGAUGGACCAGUGGUCUCACUCCGUAUAAGGCAGAUUACUACAAAGCUUCUAUCUCCCCAAGAGUUCCUCUGGAACAGGCACCCCCAAACUGUGGCCCUCCAGAUGUUUUGGCCUACAACUCCCAUGAUCCCAAGCUAACAGGACCAGUGGUCAGGGAAGAUGGGAAUUGUAGUCCAAAACAUCUGGAGGGCCGAAGUUUGGGGAUGCCUGCUCUGGAACCACUCCUAGCCACACAAAAUGGAAAUUUAUUACUGACAGGUUUUAUGUGGAGAGGAAAUUUGGAAUGGGGUGUUUGGUACAGGCGCGUGGAUGCUUGAAUUUGGAUUUUCUUGGUGUUAUGGCUCUGAGCCAAGACUGUUCAGAGGCAAAGACCAAAAGCAGCAUAGAGAGGGACUUGGUUCCUAGACCUUCGCAGAUAGUCCCCCCAUCACUGUAGGAUCCUGCACCCCGUCCCCUGGGAACUGCUGCCAUCAGCCUCACCCAAGUUGUUGCCCUUCCAAACCUCACCAGCUCCAACUGGCAUAGCAUGAUUUCCCCAGGUGCCGACACAGCCUCUAGAUGUGGGGUUGCGACUCCCAUAAUCCCCCACUGGGAGUUGUAGUUCAGCAACAACUGGAAGGCCGUGGGCUAGUCCCCACAGCUACUGAUGAGAACAUCAUGGGCUAAAGGACUGUUAUCCAUUAAUUUACAGCAAGUGUUAAAUCGGUUUCAUCCACAGAUGGGAUCUUGACUAAAAACGAGGCACUCAACACAUCCCACCCAAUGGUGGUUUCCCAAAUUGUGGCUGGGUUUGGCGGCGUGCUUUUUAAGAGACCCAGGUUCAAAUCCCCACCCCUCCCUCAGCUAUGAAGCUCACUUGGUGGCGUUUUUUGAGGUAAAAGUCAGCCUCAUCUACCUCAAAGGAUUGUUGGAAGGAUAAAAUGGUGGGGGAAACGGAGCCUUUAAAUCAGAGCUUUCCAAACGGUGUGUCGUCUGAAAUGUGAAGGUCUGUCACGGGAAUGCUCCCGGGGGCUAGAAAAGGGUUAGUUUAACCCAGGGGGUUCCCAAGCUAAGACCCGGGGGCCGGAUGCGGUCCAAUUGCCUUCUCAAUCCAGCCCGUGGAUGGUCCGGGAAUCAACAUGUUUUUACACGAGUAGAAUUGAGUCCUAUUAUUUAAAAUGCAUCUCUCGGUUAUUUGUGGGCCUGCCUGGUGUUUUUACAUGAGUAGAAUGUGUCCUUUUAUUUAAAAUGCAUCUCUGGGUUAUUUGUGGGGCAUAUGAAUUAGUUCAUUAUUAUUUUUUCCAAUAUAGUCCGGCCCCCCACAAGGUCGGAGGGACAGUGGACCGGCCCCCUGUUGAAAAAGUUUGCUGACCCCUGGAACCUCUGGUUUGCCAGUAAAACUGAAUUGCUGUGUCAAAAAAUAAUGCAUGUCUAAAAAGUGUGUCACCAACAUGAAAAGUUUUGAAAGCUCUGCUUUAAAUUCUUUGGGAAAAGAAGUCUAUAAACAGAUUUAUUCCAAGUUGGGGUGUUUGUGUGUGUGUGUACAUCUUAUCUACAUAGACCAAGAGUAUUGACUUAACCUAAGUACCAGUAAUAUAUAUUUUUUAACCAUUAGGACAGGGAAGCCCCCUCCAGAUGGAGCUCCGACACCCAUCAGACACAGCCAGAAAGGUUAGGGAUGCUGAGAGUUGUAGUCCAAGGGUGUGGCAA